AUGAAAAAGAUUGAGUAAUAAAAAAAGAAUUUCUCAAUUAAAUUAUUGAGGUAAUUGGAUCAUCAAAAAUUAUAAAAUUUAUAUACUUAAAAUCUUUAAUAUAUGAUUUUUGAAUAUUAUGCAUGUGAAGAUUUAGAUGCUUAUAUAAUUUAUAUGAUUAAUUUAAGAAAAAUAGAAAAUAUAUUCACCAAGCGGUAAAUUACCAGAAAAGUAAAUUAGAAGAAUAUGACAUUGGCAUUACAAUAAAUGUAUAAAAAUAAAUUUGUCAAAGAAAUCUUAGACAUCAUUAAAAAUGAUACAUAAAGAUUUAAAAUUAUCAAACAUUCUAUAAAUUAAGAAUAAUAAUAUAUUCAGAAAUUAUUUAUAUUCACUUUAGUAUUAAAGAAGUUUAAGUAUUACUAUUAUUAUUAUUAUUAUUAUUUUUAAAAUCGUUUAGAUAAAAUUGGCAGAUUUUGGAUUUUUAAAUAGUAUGGAAGAUGAUCUAUAUUUAAAAUCUUAUUAUUUAAAUGCAUUGAUAUUUACUCCAAAAAUUCUAUAAAGGAAGCAAUUGAAUGAGAAAUGUAAUAAUGGUCAGUCGAAUUAAACGAUAUAUAUAGCAAAUAACCUUUUAUUCCACUAAAAGGAGCUAAUAUUAACAAUUUAAUUGAAAGUAUUUCGUAUUUUAAAUGUUAUAGAAGAAUUAAAAAAAAAGAAUUAACUGAAGUUAUCAGAGCUAAUCAAAAAUAUAUUGCAAAUAAAAUUAAAUACUAAGUAGUCUGUUGAUAAAAUGAUCUAAGAAAGAACUAUAAUUUGAAUGGAUACUUGUAAAAGAUGAUACUGAAGUAAGGAAAAGUUACAAAAAUGAUACACG
Paramecium sonneborni is the source of this 850-nucleotide messenger RNA. The record is from the annotation of a GenBank genome assembly. Lineage: Eukaryota; Ciliophora; Oligohymenophorea; Peniculida; Parameciidae.